Messenger RNA from Carlito syrichta (Philippine tarsier), 7164 nucleotides. It is a transcript of the gene DRP2, whose product is annotated as dystrophin related protein 2. Gene Ontology annotation, cellular component: plasma membrane. Gene Ontology annotation, molecular function: protein binding; zinc ion binding. The record is from RefSeq and is a predicted model, not a curated record. Gene Ontology annotation, biological process: synaptic signaling. The transcript has 24 exons. NCBI's taxonomy places the organism in Eukaryota, Metazoa, Chordata, Mammalia, Primates, Tarsiidae. The coding region runs from base 451 to 3324 and encodes 957 amino acids.
GCUCUUUCUGCGUUUGCCCAGUCAAGGGUAUCUUUGCCUGAGGUCGGAGUGAUGCUGUUAGUACUGGUGAUAUGAUUGCAUAGCAACACAGGGCAGCUCCGAGAGGGGAGGAGGAGGAGAAGGAGAAGGAGGGCAGGGAAGUGGGAGAGACAGAGGGAGAGUGUGCAUACAGCAGCUGUCGGCAUCCCUGUCUCAGGGACUUCUUUGCUGAUUCACAGAGGCAGCCCAGCCCCGGCCUUUCAGCUUCCAGCUGCCGCCUGCUUCUCAGACCUGACGGAAUCAGAAGCUAUAUAAUAUUUCAUAUGUGAGUGGCUACCAUAAUAUAUAACACUUUAGUACUUACUAAAUGCCAGAAACUAUGAAUUAACUCCUUGCAACAAGACUAUAAGGUUCUUAAUGCUCAACAGUCAGUGCACUGCCCAUCCUCACCCCCCAUGAGCCUUGGUUCUGAUGCAACCUAUGGUCAUGCAGGGAUGCCCUUACACCUUCCCACGAUGUCAUGAGUGGCGGGCAGCUGACCAGUUUCAUCAUAGCAGCAGCCUCCGAAGCACUUGUCCCCAGCCUCAGGUUAGAGCUGCUGUCACUACCCCCGUGCCUCCUCAGGAUGGUGCUGGGGUUCCCUGCCUAAGUCUAAAGCUAUUGAACGGGUCUGUCGGUACUGCUGGACCCCUGGAACCACCAGCCAUGAAUCUGUGUUGGAAUGAAAUAAAAAAGAAAUCUCACAACCUCCGUGCUCGCCUAGAGGCCUUCUCAGACCACAGUGGAAAGCUUCAGCUCCCUCUCCAAGAGAUUAUCGACUGGCUCAGCCAAAAGGAUGAGGAAUUGUCAGCUCAGCUGCCCCUACAAGGGGAUGUGGCCCUGGUGCAACAGGAAAAGGAGACACAUGCGGCCUUUAUGGAAGAAGUCAAGUCCCGGGGUCCCUACAUCUACUCUGUGCUGGAGUCAGCUCAGGCUUUCUUGUCCCAGCACCCAUUUGAGGAAUUAGAGGAACCUCAUCCUGAGAGCAAAGAUACCUCCCCCAGACAGCGGAUCCAGAAUCUUAGUCGCUUUGUGUGGAAGCAGGCGACAGUGGCCAGUGAACUAUGGGAGAAGCUGACAGCCCGCUGUGUAGACCAGCACCGUCACAUUGAGUGCACUCUGGAACAGCUGAUGGAGAUCCAAGGGGCAAUGGAGGAAUUAAGCACUACUCUGACCCAAGCUGAGGGAGUCCGAGCCACUUGGGAACCCAUUGGGGAUCUCUUCAUUGAUUCACUCCCUGAGCACAUCCAGGCUAUUAAGCUAUUCAAAGAAGAAUUCUCCCCUAUGAAAGAUGGGGUAAAGCUGGUGAAUGAUCUGGCCCAUCAGCUUGCCAUUUCUGAUGUGCACUUGUCAAUGGAAAAUUCCCGGGUCCUGGAGCAGAUCAACAUCCGGUGGAAACAGCUACAGGUGUCAGUUGGCGAGAGGCUGAAGCAGCUCCAGGAUGCCCACAGGGACUUUGGGCCUGGGUCACAGCACUUCCUCUCCUCCUCUGUCCAGGUUCCCUGGGAAAGAGCAAUUUCACCCAAUAAAGUUCCCUACUACAUCAACCACCAGGCUCAGACCACAUGUUGGGACCAUCCCAAGAUGACAGAGUUAUACCAAACCUUAGCUGAUCUGAACAACAUUAAGUUCUCAGCUUAUCGCACCGCCAUGAAGCUCCGCAGAGUGCAGAAGGCCCUGCGCCUGGACCUGGUAACUUUAACCACAGCCCUGGAGAUCUUCAACGAGCAUGAUCUGCAGACCAGUGAACACGUGAUGGACGUGGUGGAGGUCAUUCACUGCCUGACUGCCUUAUACGAACGACUGGAGGAGGAAAGAGGCAUCCUGGUUAAUGUGCCACUCUGUGUGGACAUGAGCCUCAAUUGGCUUCUCAAUGUUUUUGAUAGUGGUCGCAGCGGAAAGAUGCGGGCAUUGUCCUUUAAGACUGGCAUUGCAUGCCUGUGUGGCACAGAAGUGAAGGAAAAACUUCAGUACCUCUUCAGCCAAGUAGCCAACUCAGGCAGCCAGUGUGACCAACGCCACCUUAGUGUCCUGCUUCAUGAAGCCAUUCAGGUGCCUCGCCAGCUGGGUGAAGUGGCAGCCUUUGGGGGCAGCAAUGUGGAGCCCAGUGUCCGUAGUUGCUUCCGUUUUAGCACAGGGAAGCCAGUCAUUGAAGCUUCCCAGUUCUUGGAGUGGGUCAACUUGGAGCCCCAGUCCAUGGUGUGGCUGGCUGUCCUGCAUCGGGUUGCCAUUGCUGAGCAAGUGAAGCAUCAGACCAAGUGCUCUAUCUGUAGGCAGUGCCCCAUCAAGGGAUUCAGGUACCGGAGUCUGAAACAAUUUAACGUUGACAUCUGCCAGACCUGCUUCCUGACAGGCAGGGCCAGCAAAGGCAACAAGCUGCACUACCCCAUCAUGGAGUAUUACACACCGACCACAUCCAGUGAGAACAUGAGGGACUUCGCCACAACCUUAAAGAACAAAUUCCGCUCCAAGCAUUAUUUCAGCAAACACCCUCAGCGAGGUUAUCUGCCUGUACAAUCAGUGCUGGAGGCUGACUACAGCGAGACGCCGGCUUCUUCUCCAGUGUUGCCACACGCUGACACACACUCCCGCAUUGAACAUUUUGCCAGCAGGCUUGCUGAGAUGGAAAGUCAAAAUUGUUCCUUCUUUAAUGACAGCCUUUCCCCAGAUGACAGCAUAGAUGAGGACCAGUACCUGCUGCGGCACUCCAGUCCCAUCACAGACCGGGAGCUAGGCUUUGGACAGCAGGCUCCAUGCAGCAUGGCCACGGAAAGCAAGGGGGAGCUAGAAAAAAUUCUGGCCCACUUGGAAGAUGAGAACCGGAUUCUCCAGGGAGAGUUGAGGCGCCUGAAGUGGCAGCAUGAAGAGGCUGCGGAGGCACCCACCCUGGCUGAGGGCUCCGCCGAGGCAGCUGCAGAUCACCGCAAUGAAGAGCUUCUGGCUGAGGCCCGGAUCCUGCGGCAGCACAAGAGCCGCCUAGAGACACGCAUGCAGAUCCUGGAAGACCACAACAAGCAGCUAGAGUCCCAGCUGCAGCGCCUGAGAGAACUGCUCCUACAGCCACCCACCGAAUCAGAUGGCAAUGGCUCUGCAGGAUCGUCCCUAGCUUCCUCUCCACAGCAGUCAGAAGGCAGUCACCCCCAGGAGAAGGGACAGACUACUCCAGACACUGAGGCUGCAGAUGAUGUGGGGUCUAAGAGCAAGGAUGUCAGUCUGCGUUUGGAGGACAUCAUGGAGAAGCUCCGCCAUGCCUUCCCCAGUGUGAGAAGCUCUGAUGUGACUGCCAACACCUUGCUUGCCUCUUGAUGGAGCCAGAUCUCCAUCCUAUAGUCCAUAGUCCUCUCCUGGUUCCGAUCAAAGCCUUCCCUCAGCCUUCACCCAACCUUCCCAGUUUCUAUUGGCCCCACAUUCCUCAAGCAAAGUUAUCUGGGCUCCAGGCAGCAGAAGGGAUCUGGUGGUAUGUGAGGUGGGUGUCGGGGGGCAACAGGGAAAGGGAAGGCAUGAUUCCUCUGAUUCUAGAAAUGUUCCCUUUAAUCUUUAAGUUUGAGACUGCUCCCUUAAGUACCCUUCUGUUGCAGCCCAGGCAAAUGGUACUUGGCCAUUCAGAUGGGGAACAGAGAAGCUGACUUGUAGAGUUAAGCAGUGCCCACUGGCUCCUUUCCCUUUUCCAUGGAAUUAUGGAGAGGGAGAAGCCUAAUGACCCCAAGGUUCCAGCAUCAUGAAUCCACAGGGGUUAACCCUAUUUUCUCUGUCCCAACUCAGGGAGGCAACAAAGUAUCACUGAGAUACCCCUCCUCCCCAAGUGCCCCUGAAACAGUCUGGGCAGUGUGUAUCCUAUUACUCCAGCUCUGGGACAGAUCUCUAGCCAUUCUGAUGCUGCCUAGAUGUUGUUUCUUCUGCAAAUACCUUCAGUUUCUUCUGCCUCAGUCCCUGGAAGACCUUCCUCAAGUUCAUUUGGAAAUAUUAAAGAUAUACUUAAUAGGUUUAGAUAUUUUGCCCCCAAUCCUCCUAUUUCCUGAAGGCCUCAGCAUCCUGAGAGAACCACUAAGUUGCUCUGGAAACCCAGCUGAAACCACCCUUUGCUCCUCUGAGUCUGUCCUCACAGACAUGGGGAAGGAAUGGCAGAUUGCUCAGCAAGGGGGUCUUUUUCUCCUUGGGUGAGAAAGGGGAAGCCCCCCUCUAGCCUAGAGGAGUAUGACUGCCUAACACACUCCCAGGCUGUGACCUUCUAGCUCUUAGGCUGAAUUAAGUGAGGUGGCUGAUUGCUUCCAGCUAAUUAAGGUAUUUGCAACUGGCCACCAUGAGUAGCUGCCUCUCCCUAGGGGCCCCUGGCCACAAAUCAGGAAGCUGGCCACUUUCCAUCCAGACAACAGUAAGGCCUUCCUAUGCAUAAAACUGUUCUAACUCUGGAAGGUGAACUCAAUCUUCAAACUGAACUAACUCUUCCAAAGCAACAUAUACCAUGAUCCUUGUAUCCAGAAACUGUAGAUAGUAAGGGUGGGGAAGUGAGCUUGGGAACUUUGAACAAAUUCAGAACCUACUUAGGUAGUUUUCUACGAAGAGGGGCUUUAUAAUCUAGAGCCCUGCAGUCAACUUAAUUUGCCUAAGUUUAUAGACAUACAUAUCUAUUCUACAUAUCUACUGUACAUUAGUGCUCUCCUGGCCUCACUCACACAUUAAAUUCUAAUACCUCUGGAAGUAUUAAUGUUCUGCCUUGCUCUUUGUUAGCCCCAGCCUCUGGGUGGAAAGAUAGAUAGAUCCUGGCUGCUCCCCUAGGAUGUCUCUCUCCAUUGAUGUUUGGGGUUGGUUGUCCUCAAGACCAAAGCAACAGAAGCCUAUGACCACAGAAGAAUCUAACAGGAAGAGUCACCAUUCUCUUUACUCAUUCCAUAUCUUGUUCCCUUGAGACCUGGGCCUUGGGUGAAUUUUUCUGGGCUCCCUUAAACAAUGAUUCAGGUGCCAAAACAGAGCAAAUGCAAGCUCUGCCUAUCUCAUGCAGAAAAGAAGAAACAAAUAGACCUUUAUUAGCCUUUGCCAGGCUAAGACACAGAGUACAUUCUCUGGCCCCUUCCAAUUUCUAAGUUCUGGCUCAUGGCCUUAAAGAAAGCAGCAGUUGCCACCAAGAUCAGGAGAGAGUGAGACAGUUGGGGUGUUGUGUUAUAGUCAAGCUGUGGGCCAGUGUGUAGAACUGCCAGGGACCUGGUUUGAUCUGCUGCAGGGGAGGUAGGGUGGUGGUGUGGGUUCAGAAGCUUAGGGUUGCCUCCUCCCCAACUAAGCCUCAGGUCUAGGGUGUCAGACCUCAUACCACAAUAUUUGCUAUAGUAUUCAUGAGGUCUCCAGAUGGGAGCACUGGUAUCCGGGUAGAUGGUAAGCAGGUUAGGGAGGUAUCAAUCACAGAGCCUGGGCAUCAGUUGGAGUAGGGGCAUAAUUGUAGGGGCCUAGAUUGUGGACAGGACUGUGAGACAGAGGGCUCAGGGACUUGGAGGUAUAUGCCUGCUAAGCCUUAGAAGGGCAAAUAUUAUGGAACAAUCUUUUACCAGGAAAGUGCUGGAAAGUCCUUUCCCUUUCCCCUCUCCACUCCUCAACCAAGAGCUCUUGGGCUGCAGAGGGCCUGCAGCAACUGCAGUGAGCCAGGCAUGGUAGAAAAGACGUAUGUAGGAUUUGUGUUGUGGGUGAACUUAAGCAGCAGGUCAAGAGUUGAAUUCUCACUAAGGAGGUCACUGACACUUUAAGGGCCUGUGUUUGCCUUAAUGUCUGAGGUGAGUAUGUCACUCAAAGCCCAGUGACAGUCACUGUAGUAUGUGUGGGAAGUUUGCCCUCAGUGAGAUAAAUGGAUCCCUGGGCACUGUGAAUCCAAAUUGGGGUUGGAUUUACGGAAAUGUGUUGUAUGUUGUUAGGUAUCUGUUGUAUAUCAUGUCUUCUAAAGGUAUUGUAUGUGGCACUGUGUGAUUUAUCUACAUUGGAAGGGUGGUGAAGGGAGUUGCUGGGUUGAUAGCCUAAGGAAAACCUUCUGACUGUGGGAUUAGCAUCAGUGAUAAGAAAUGUGAGUGUUUGCUGGGAUUGUUGUCAAAUAGUAUCAGAGAACAGUUAGGGCUACUAAUGGGCGAUUUAUCUGUGACAGAGUUUGAUAGACACCAAAAAAGCCAUUAGAGGGUACCUCUGCAUCCAGCUAGAGCAGAGUGGAUUCACGUUAAUUGGGGAUUGUUAGGGAAGGCUAACUGGCUGGGGGACAUUAGACUGUGAUAUGGUUCCCUUAGGGAAGGUCCCACCCAGGAGGACAUGUGCCCUUCUCUCCAGACUGGAAAGGCUAGUAUCAAGGCCCUCGAGUGCCCAUUUUCUUCCAGGCCCAAAGUUGGGAAAUAUUUCCCUGCAGAGAAACCUGUUUGAGUUGCCGGUGCUCUAGGAACUGGGCUGGCAGACCACAGCAAUGAGAAACCCUGAGGCCAGGCAGAGGCCAAUCCUGGAAGAUGUUUUUCCCUCAGAUUCAUUUUAAGGAACACCUGGGCUUUCUGGGGUAUGUGUUUGAGAUUUGGGCUUCAAAUCAGACUAGAGCAUUAUUUGAACUCGCCUUCUCAAUGGCAGAGUCAUGGCAUCUGGGACCAUUUCAGGGCCAAGACUCCCAUCCAAUUUCCCUUCUCAUAUGUGACAGAUAACCAAGAAAGUAGCUACCUUAACAUGGAACAAUUCUGGGAGAUAAACGGGGCCCUAUGCUAGGGCUGUGGAAAGUGAGCUCCUCAGCUGGGCAGAGAACAAAGGAAUACUUCAGCUACUUCUCACCCUUUUAACACCAAUGGCUGUGGGAAAGGGAAAGGCUCAAGGCCAGGGCUCAGCUCCCAGGUCGGUCUCCUCCGCAGCUGCUGCAUUUGGGAGGGGGCCCGGCUGAAUGUCCUCACUGUCGCCAGGGCAGUAUUGAGGCCACACUGAAGCCUGCUAUUCUACUUGCUGGCUGCAAGAACUGGUCACAGGGAUCAGAAUUGGGGAAGGUAUUCAGGGAGGUGGCAAGGGUGGCAUGGAAGUCUACAAAAGUUUGGGACAAAUGGGCAGGGUUGGGAACAAAUUGGUUAACUUUGCCACUCAUUGUGGUGCUUUCCCCCUUUCCCUUGAAUUCUGCUUUGAACAGAAUAAAUUUGUAUUUGUUUACUUUGU